Molecule: messenger RNA, 2769 nt
Organism: Monopterus albus (swamp eel)
Lineage: Eukaryota; Metazoa; Chordata; Actinopteri; Synbranchiformes; Synbranchidae
Gene: malt1
Product: MALT paracaspase 1
Exons: 17
Coding region: 89-2557 (822 amino acids)
Biological process (GO): proteolysis
Molecular function (GO): cysteine-type endopeptidase activity
Source: RefSeq, a predicted model, not a curated record
AGUAGACUUUUUGUCUUCGAGUGAGUUGUUGUCAAGGCUUUAUAGCAGAGCACCAGUUGGAAGUUUUACAGUUUUCUUGCUGGCUGCCAUGUCGGAUUCUUUGGACCGGUCCACAAAGAUCAACUCUGUGAUGGAGCCGGUGGUGAAGAAGCUCUGUGAGGUGUUGGACAAAUCCAGCACCAGAGGAUGGCGAAAACUCGGAGAGAUUGUUGGCAAUGACAGACGGUUUAAAGUCAGCUCAAACGACAUGGAGAUGUGCUCUCUGAAGGUGCUGGAGGUGGAGGGCAGCCCGAGCCGCAUGCUUCUGAGGCUGAUGGGAGAGCGAGGCUGCACCACAGGGCACCUGAUGGACUACCUCCAAACUCUGGGCAACUCAGAGGCCCUGCAGUGCCUGAAACCAUCAGGCUUGCAGAUCCUCAUUCAGCCCCAGUCAGUGGCUCUUAUGUCUGGUCACAAUCUCUGCCUCAGCUGCCACGCUGUGGGCAAAUCCCCAGUACAGUACCAGUGGUUCAAGAGUAAGGAGGAGGUGCCAAAUAGCUUCUCUCCAGACCUGGUGAUAAGUCCGGUCCAUCUGAAGGAUGCUGGUUUUUACAUCUGCAGGGUCAAUUGUGGAGAUACCUUUGAAUUCAGCCAGUGGGCUCAGGUGGACGUCCUAAACGUCAUCACGUCUUACGGGCAGUGUUAUCAAUCCUUAGAAGGUCGGCUGAAGUUGGUGAUCCAGCCUCAGCCCCAGCAGAUAAAUGUUGGGGAAACCCUCCAGCUGGAGUGUGGAGCUGUGGGACGUCCAAUCCCUCGGUACCAGUGGCACAGAAAUGGCGUCCCAAUCCCUAACACCACAAAGAGGAAACUUGUGAUCCCUCACGUGAUGCGGGAUCACCAGGGCAGGUAUCGCUGUGAGAUCAGCAGCAGCACCGAGAGAAUGUGGACCAAUGAAGUUGACAUAGUGAUAGCACCGAGGAUAUCUGUCCAGAUUUCAGGAGCAAUGGAGUGCUCGGAAGAUGAUGUUUACGCUAUUGGAGGAGUUUUAGAUUCCAGUGAAUUGGCCCUGAAUAGUAUUCCGGAACAUCUUUAUGCAACUGACAAAGUGGCCCUGCUGAUCGGCAACCUGUCCUACCAGAACCACCCACAGCUCAAAGCUCCUAUGGUGGAUGUGUACGACCUCUCCAACCUCCUGCAGCAGCUUAACUUCAAGGUGGUUUCACUGCUAGACCUCACAGAGUCCGAAAUGAGAAAUGCUGUUGAUGAGUUCCUGCUGCUGCUGCACAAGGGAGUCUAUGGCCUGCUGUACUACGCUGGUCAUGGAUAUGAGAACUACGGCAACAGUUUCAUGGUUCCUGUAAAUGCACCAAACCCGUACCGGUCAGCCAACUGUUUAUGUGUGCAGAGCAUCCUUAAACUGAUGCAGGAGAAGGAGACGGGCCUCAAUGUUUUUCUGCUGGACAUGUGCAGGAAGAGGAAUAUUCAUGAUGACAGCGCACCAAACAUUGUCCUGAGGGUUACAGCAAACAUUGUCUUCGGAUAUGCUACGUGCCAAGAUGCUGAGGCCUUUGAGCUGAGCUCCAGUGGCUUCACUAAUGGUGUGUUUGUCAAGUUUUUGAAGAAGCGACUGCUAGUAGAUGAGAAGAUCACUGUGGUGCUGGACAAAGUCGCUGAGGACAUGGGCCAGUUUGAUGCUACGAAGGGGAAGCAGGCUCUGGAAAUCCGCAGCAGUCUGUCAGAGAAGAGAGCUCUGACUGACCCAAUUCUGCCCGGUGACAGUGUUGAUCUCGCUCACAGCCGUCAGUGGGCAAAGGCUCACGAGCUUCCUGAGGCUAUGUGUCUCACCUUCGACUGCGGGGCUCAGAUCAAGCUGGGCUUUGCUGCGGAGUUCUCCAACGUGCUCGUCAUUUACACUCACAUCAUUAAGAAGCCUGUGGACAUGUCGUUCUGCCAAGCUCACGUCACUGACUUCUCACAGGACCUUGACGUGGAUCCUAAAGAGAUGAACAGAGAGACUCCGGAGGAGACGGGGAUCUACCUACUGUCCAGCAGCCUGCCACAGCACUGUCUCUACACCAGGAUCAGCUCACUGCAGAAACUCAGGGACGAGCUGGUCUUCACUGUGUGCCUUCAGGGCACCUUCAGAGCCAUGGAUGACGAUCCUGUUCACUGGACCAAAAGCAUCAACAUCGGAAAGCCACUGAUCGCCCGACUGGACCUGCACCAGGCCAUGCGGAGAAAUAGUUGCUUGCAGACUUGCAUGAUGCCCCACAGCCCGUCCCACAGCCCCUGUCACAGCCCUGGCCCUGAACACCACCACCACCUCCAUCACAGGCUGCACCAGGCCCAGGACUACAACCGGCUCUCCCCACAGCACCACUACCUAGACAUCUGCGAGCGUCUUCAGGGUGCAGUGGGAGGCUCCUACUAUGAAAAUCUUAGCCAGUGUCACUGUGAGCCAACGUAUGACUCACCUGGUGGGCUUUCAAGCUCACCCAGCAUUCCUAUAGAGGCCAGCGACGACAUCAACGAGCUGCAGACUGUGUUCAUUAACAGUCUGCAGCUUCAGCAGCAGUGAACAGCUACUGGCUCUCAGUGAUAUUUUUCAGAGGAGAAACUGUCUUUCUAAAUGUCUUUAAUGGUGUAUCUGGAAUACUGCUGCUCUUUCAGUUAUAUGUUUUGACCUCAAAGGAUUCUUUUUAGAAUUUUUAAACUUCUAAGCAUUAUUUGCUUCAACAAGCUGUAAACUGACCUGACAUUUACAUUUUGUAAAUAAACUUUUAGAGUAAC